Messenger RNA from Metarhizium album ARSEF 1941, 1179 nucleotides. RefSeq lists its product as uncharacterized. Gene Ontology annotation, biological process: regulation of intracellular signal transduction; cellular response to L-arginine. The transcript has 2 exons. Bases 1 to 1179 code for a protein of 392 amino acids. Lineage: Eukaryota; Fungi; Ascomycota; Sordariomycetes; Hypocreales; Clavicipitaceae. Gene Ontology annotation, cellular component: cytosol. The record is from RefSeq and is a predicted model, not a curated record.
AUGAGCGCCCAAAUAUCUUUCCUGGACGGGACAUACACCUUGAUCCACAUCCCUCUCGACCUGUACACCACAUUUCUUCAGCCCAUUCUUCGAGUCCUCCUACCCCAGACAGCGCGCCUUCGUCUUGGUGCCGACUUCAAACCCGGUGUUGACAAGCUUGAUGGUCUCUCAGAGGAAAAUCAGCAUGUUUUCUUGAACGUUAGCGUCACGCCGCUGGAGGCCUCUAUUGUGUGCCACACAGCAUGGGCAAAGGAUGUCUUUGAACCCGUCAUCAACUCUUUGCCGGCGCAAAAAGCCAAGACGGUAUCGGUGUUUGCCGACUCAUACAUGGUUCUGUCCGUCAUUGGUGCCGGUCUAGAUGCUGCCACAAGGGUACUGGAGUUCAGCUCUCCGCUUGCGUUGGCCGGUAUUCCCAUCUUCUUCAUCACAACAUACUACUCAGACUUUAUUCUGGCGCCAGCUCGAGAACGACAAAAUGUCGUGGCAGCCCUUUGUGAGAAGGGCUUUGAAAUGACCGAGAGCCAGUCCAACUCUGUCACAUCCCCCACAUAUAGUCGCAAGAAUUCAGAGAGCCAUCACUCCGUGUCUCGGCCAGGCACCCCGCCUCCGUCAACCGACGAUGAGCUGCAACUGCGGACGUUUGAGCUUCUGCACACGCGCAACGUUUCUCCGUACGUGGACGGGGAUCUUGAGUUGGUUCAAUGCUCCGGGCGAGAAAUCUCCCAGCUAGCUGACGCGUAUGGACACCGGCCGUCCAUUAGCCGUCACGCUGCGACAAACGACCGAAAGUCGUGGAUUGAGAAUGUUGACACAAAACUCUACGCAUCCCUAAUAUCGGUUCUCGUCUCGCGACCGCGGUUCAUAUCCAUCACUCUGGCUCAUGAGGAUCCACCAUCGCUUUUGAUGGACAAGAAUCUCCUGGGGCUCUUCAGCGACUCGCUCGUCGGCGACAUGGACAACAUUCUCAUCCCCAUCUUUCUUGAUCUUGUCAACCUACCAUCCGAAAUCACUGGCAUCGUGUGCGGAGUGUCUGGUCGUCUAGUCGAUGAAAUGAGAAUGACGGCCACGUCUGAGCUGUCGUACCUAUCCACAGCGCGCGCAGGCGUGGUCAUCCUGCCGGAGGAGCAGUCCACGCGCGCACUAGCUAUUCUAAAACCACUGCUGCAAAGGGAUGAGUAG